This is a messenger RNA of Gorilla gorilla gorilla (western lowland gorilla), 5214 nucleotides long. RefSeq lists its product as uncharacterized. The record is from RefSeq and is a predicted model, not a curated record. NCBI's taxonomy places the organism in Eukaryota, Metazoa, Chordata, Mammalia, Primates, Hominidae.
GGUCCUUUCCCAUUGGGAAGUCAUGAAUAAGAGACUAUGAAGCUUGCACGUCAGAUCUUCCUCAAUUAAUCCACCAUUAGCAUGUUUGGGAUCCACUACUGGAUGGUUAACAGCAGCUUUUGUAACUGUACGCCGACCAUAUCCAAUUAUGCUCUGCUAAAAAUGAACUCUUUGCAGACCAAUCCUCUCGGCUGUCAGUGUUUUCCGUUUUCCUAUUUUAACGUUUGUGUAUAGUGGCAGGCGACAGAUGGUGUAGAUCAGAUCGAUUUGAUUGCAUUAGAUGAUUUUUUCCCUUCCCCACUCCUUUCUGGAAGCUCGCAUCAGCUGAAGGCUAUCGCCUGGGACUCCUCGGAAGCAUGAGCAAGCCGCCACCACGCGAAGGCACUGGGGCACAGCCAGCGCGAGGCGCCGAGGUCCCUUCCCAGGGCUUGUUAACACUGUAACCCGGCACUCGGAGAGAAGAAGCAGCUCCCACUGCCCAGAGCCUACCUCACUGCACAUCAGAUGACUCCCUGGCUUCUACACACAGUUGGAGUUCCGCUUGAAACCUGGAUUUAGAGGGGUUCUCUGGCUGCCAUGGCACUCAAUGAAACCACCUAGAGUGGACUGGCCGAGACCAGACUGGGUACCAAGCAGAGAAGUGCAGAGGAAAGCACUGGGAGAGCACCAGAAUUGGAAAUAGAGCGGCCAUUUGGAUUUGGGCAGGAAGCAGCCGAGCACAGCUUUGGAUCCUUCUUUAGGGAAAUCGAGUUAUGGAUUUAUGGUCCCGGUCAAGCUCAGCCCAUCCCCAGGCAGGGGCGGGCUCAGCGAGCAGCAAGAGUUCUGGUGGCGGCGGCGGCGGCAGUAGCAGCGGCAGCGGUAGCAGCGGCAGCGGCAGCUUGGUCCUCUGACUCUCUUCGGUGACGGGUAUUCUUGGGUGGAUAAUACGGAUUACGUUGUUAUUGCUUAAGAAUACGCGUAGUCGAGGAGAGUACCAGCGGCAGGGGGGCAGCGGCCGCCCUCCCCAGCCCACCAGCUGGCCACUAAACGCCCGUGGUUGCCAAGGUAGCACUUUCUUGUUCUUUUCCUUUCCUCGGGUGUUUUCGCACUGGUUCCACCGGAAAGGCUGUGCGCUGCGCCUCUGGUGACCAGGACUGGAAAAUGGGUUCGCGCAGGGGGCGGGGGGCGAGGUGAAGGGGAUGGGCGGGGAGCGGAAGGGGGUCCGUUCCCCCGAGCCUGCGGGGCGGUUCGGCGUUCCCAGUCCGCUCCUCUCCUCUCCACGGUGGGGUGCGGCUGGAGGGAGAGACGCGGACGGGGCGAUUUUCUAAAGUUGGGAACGACUGAAAGGCCUUGAGCAGUUUGGGAGCGUCGCGAGUGAGGCGCCGAAGCUGGGCAGAGGGUCGCUGGGGGCUGCCUCCGCAGAAAGGGCGUGUCCGUGGGCGAAGGUGCCCCCGCAAGCCUGCGGAAGCGCGUGACUUCGCGAAUCCCGGGCCCGGGGCGGUGCCGGAGCCCCACCCCCGGCCGGCCGCGCCGCUCCGCAACCAGACUUGGCGGCCGAGCUGGGGAGGGGGCGGGGGCCCGGGGGCUGGGUCCCCGCGGAACUUCCAGAUCGGAAGUGUGGCGGGUCUCUCAGGAACGCAUAUUUUCUUUUCGGAUUCUCCGAGAAGGGGUGGAGAAACAGGAUGGGAACCGGAUUGGUUGCAGUGUGGCACAGACCUGGAACCUUCCUGAAAGAGGUUGGGGCAGGCAGUGACUGUUCAGACGUCCAAUCUCUUUGGGACACCUCUUCAGCGCUGUCUUCCCUGCCUCUUCCUUUAGGACGAGUCUUAAACACCAACAAACGCAAGGCACUUCCCCCCUCUCAGGUCAACCUUGAAGGCAUGGGAGCAAGAGAGAGCCUCUCCCUCCUUCUACUUAGAGUUUUUGUUUGUUGUUUGUUUCAAAUAUUAAUGGACGAUAAAACAACACGGAUUUGUCACCUCCUAGCGAAGAGGAAGCCACCAUCACCACACCCCUCAAGCAUGCCCGGGCACUCCUGGGGACAAUCGGACGUGGCAGGAGUUGGCAUGCCCAAGAUGAAGCUGGGAAGGAUGACCCAGAGUGGAAGGCGUGGGCUGGGGCUCCAGGUCUCAGCUCUCGCCAGCGUCGGACCACACAGCUUUGCCAGCUUUGCACCUUGCCUUUCCUUCUUGUGAGGCAUCUGGGACCGUCCUAUCGAGGCGCUUCAAAGGUGGAAGGACAGAGUGCUGGGGACAAGAACGUACCAGGCGCCCAGAAGAUUCCACUAGCGCGGCCAAACACUAAGACCAGGUUUCCUCCCUGCGUGGUGGUCGUUGGUUGUGCACGGGCUGCGCACGAAGACUGAAUUCCUGAGAAAUGGAAACUGCAGGAGAAAAAUCAAAUAAACUUAGAGGCCUGUGAAGCUCUCCCUCUUGUCGCUCUGGGACCGCUCUAAGCUGAGCUACAUCUCAGAUACCUUCUCCCCCUGGAGGAUGGGCCUUUCUCAGGCACGAAGUGCGUGUGCCCCACUGGGCUCUUGCCCACAAGAGCAGUCUGAACCCUGGAGAGGCUGACACCGAGGUGUCUUGAAGGAAGCAGGCACACUCUCAUGCUUCCCCACCUAGGGUUUCGCCUUUCUUCUAAUAUUUAGGAUUCCCAGUGAAGGGUACUCCACACACACCCUCUCCCUACCCCUAAUCCCACCCCAUUGUGUCUGAUCCCACAAUUACUCCCAGGGUAUCUAUACUCACAGCUUUUGCGCUCAAAGAACAUUGUCGUCUGCAGGGAACGGGUGGAGCCCUUCUCAGAAGCUCCCGGGGGCGAGUCCAUUUUAAGAAUGAGUUGAAGUAGGAAAGAAAACACAGAUGCUGUCUUUUCAUUCGACAUUCUAUCACCAGCAAGAGAAUAUGUAACUCCUGUUCUUUCCUUCAUUAUUCCAUGAAUUACCUUUUUUCUCUAGGGAUCUACCAGUUGGUGAUUUAGGGCUUUUAAAUAUUAUGCUUGUUAUGUAUUUAACAAAAUGCAAUAUGUCUACUGGUGGCAUUGUUUCCUUGGGAAAUUAGAAAAGUAGAAGCUACAUACUCUAGUUCCUAGGUGGUCUCUGGAAAGUUGGCCUCAUGCUGGUUGGCUAAAUAAUAAGUGUUUAGGAUUUGAAAGGAAGAAAGAGAGCUGAAGCCCUGGUGACAGAGUUUGUGAGAAACAGAAGAUUUAACACUCUGGCAUUUGUUGAGGGGAUGAGGAAGAACUUUUGAAAAAUAAGCUAUUCUAUUCAGUUUUGUGCAAAUUUAUUGCAGUUGCUUCAUAGAGGAAGAAUAAUGUUUAGAAUGGAAUAAUUGCAAAUGCUAGUGAUGAAAUCUAAAGGAAACCUCUACUCAUAGUUAACUGAAAGUAUUUUUGUUGUUGUUGUUUAAAUACUUAUCUCAUUGCUUUCUUUCCUUUGCAGAAUUAUUUUCCUAUAAUAGUUUCCAUUAGGUGUCAGUCUGAACUGGUUCUUACUUAAGUUAGGGGUGAAAAUGUUCCAUCAUCACACCUUUUAAGAUAAGAAAGUGGGAAAAAUUAAAACUUUAUUAAGUUGAAAUUACUGGAGUUAAUUUUUAUUGUUACAAGGCAGCUUUUUUCUUCCCAGAAAAAAUAAUUUUAAAUUAUGUCGCCACUAGUCAAUGACUGCUUUUGCCCUGUCACUGUCCAUAGCCAUGAUUAAAGAAGUACAAAAUGCUUGUUUGUGCUUUUCAUGCUAGAUCCAAGUAGUGUUAAGUAGUCAUAAUUUUUGGAUGGCUUUUCAAUUGAUGUCCUAAGAUUAGAAGGGUAAGCAGCCUUUUCUAAUAUUUCUUUUGCUUUACAAAGGUGAUAGAAAUUUUUCCUGAAAAAAGGAACGUGGAUUCAGCUUAAGCUGUUCAUUUGACAAUACUGAGGGCACAGUAAAGGAGGAGGGAGACAAAUUCUGAAAAUUACUUUUGUCCACUAGUUUUACUUUAAUAAAUCCUGCUUAAAUACUCAGAAUUUAUGAACACAAUUUAUGAUGUAUAGAUGGGAGAUUUUAGGUCGCCCAUUUAAAUUUAUAUAAUGUCUAUAAAUGGUCAAUUUUAUACUAUAAUAUUCAUUAAUAAGUAUAAGAAACAUCAUCUUGAUUGGUCAUUUGCUACUGAGUCCCAAGUAAGUAGCUUGAUAGAAUCUGCAUUUUUCAGAAAAUUUGCUUAUUUUAUUCUUUGUAUUUGUGAAUUCUGUUCUGAUGUUGUUGCUUGAAUAAAAUUGUGGGGAGUGGAGAUGGUAUUCGUGGUUAAAGAUCCAUAGAGCAUUAUGACAACCCCAUGAACUUUCCCUGAGGCCAUUGUGAGCCCUAGAAUGAUGUGGCUCUUGGUGUCAGAGCAAUGCCAAUCUAGAACCAGAACAGAGGUCCCAGUGAAAGUCCAAGCAAAGGCAAGCAACGAUGAAGUAGCAUUUUGAUGGAAGGAGUAUUCCAAAAACCCUAUUAUCAAUUUUUGUAUUAUUAUAUUCCACAUUAGUCAUGAGAAAUUUUCAAAUAUAAAAAUAGACAACAAAAUUAGAGAUGAUGGGUAUAUUGGGAAACAUUUUUGUGUUUUAUGUAGGGCAGAGGAGAAGUGCUAAGGACAUAGAAGGAAAGACAGCAUAAGGCCAUCACAAUUGUUCACCAUCUUGUCAAUAUGUACAGGUGCAGCUACCAUUGUAUCACGGAAAUGACAGAAUGAUGUUCUUACUGUGUUGGAAAGUAGUGUAUUCUGCAUGGGAUGCUUACUGUUUAAAAGUAAAUUUCUUUUGGAUAUAUUUUCCGUAAGAAGAAAAAAUAUAAUAAUGACAUCAGAAUAUUUAAAGACUUUUAAAUCAUUUAGCUAUUGAAUUUAGUUAUUGAUAGCUGUACAACUACAUACACAAAUGGUAAGUAGAUUUUAAGCAAAUAGCUUUGUAGUACAAUUUGUUUUUUAAAUGUUUUCAGAUUUUUAUCUUAGUGCUUAUACUUUAAAUCUUGACUUACAAGUCUUGCAUUUAAGUCUAGAAAACAUUUUGCAUGAUUGUAUAAAAUAAACACUUUAGUUGAGGAAACACUGCAGUUCAUCCAAAAAACAUAAGCUAAAAAGAUAUAUUAUAAUAUUUUAAAUUUCUUGAAAUGUGUUUAUUACCCAGUAAUUAGUUGAGUUUGUUGAGUGCAGCCUAACAAUAAAAUCAGUGUAUCUGUAUGUUUGUAUUGUUGACCAGCUUAAAAAUUUAUUACCAACUGUA